Messenger RNA from Anthonomus grandis grandis, 4477 nucleotides. Its product is annotated as vascular endothelial growth factor receptor 1-like. The coding region runs from base 149 to 4288 and encodes 1379 amino acids. Gene Ontology annotation, molecular function: ATP binding; transmembrane receptor protein tyrosine kinase activity. The transcript has 25 exons. The record is from RefSeq and is a predicted model, not a curated record. Gene Ontology annotation, cellular component: signaling receptor complex. NCBI's taxonomy places the organism in Eukaryota, Metazoa, Arthropoda, Insecta, Coleoptera, Curculionidae. Gene Ontology annotation, biological process: multicellular organism development; positive regulation of kinase activity; protein phosphorylation.
AUGCAACCGACAGUUCUUGGGAUAUGCAGUGUUAAAUUAUCAGCUUGGCGUUCGUAUUCGCCCCCACAAAUUAUUUAUUAAAUUUAAAAUGUUUAAUAACAAAAGCUUAAUACUCGUGUGAAGAGUUAUGUUUAGUUAAAUUAAAAUUAUGAAUUUUGUUUCGGGGUUAGUGACUUUUUCUAUAUUAUAUUAUUCGGCUAGGGCGCCGAAUAAACCAAUAUUAUUAAGUAGACCUGUAUCAGGUGAACUACUUAUUGAACCUGGCGAUAACGUUACUUUUAUUUGCGAAAGUGAGCAGAAGAUUCAGUGGUUUUACCCUUCAACUGAUGACGUAACACCGACUAAAAUAGAAGUUUUGGAUGCGGCCAAUGACACAUUUCACCAUUCUGAGCUACAUAUAAUAAAUAUGUCUUAUUUAUUUGUGGGAUAUUAUAAAUGCAGUCCCUCUAAUAUAAAUCAUCAGCAAAACAUAUAUGUAUUUGUCAACGAUAGUGAGCAUCUCUCAGCAAUUAAGGUAACAAAUGAAGGGUCGCCAAAGGUACUACAUGCUUUGCCUGAUGUAGAGCUAACAGUUCCUUGCAGACCUACAGAGCCACAUGUAACUGUAAAUUUUUGUUCUGAUACUUUUUUUGAAUCGGAAUGUAAUUGCAAUGAUAGCAAUUAUAGAAACAAUAUCGACCAGAGGCCUAGUUUUAAUCCUCGACGAGGAUUUCUUAUCAAUACUACAGAGGAAAAGUUAAGCAAUACAAUAUACACUUGUGUUUUUUGUAAAAAUCAGGCAAUUGAAAAAGUUAGCUUUAUGGUGGAAGAAAUUGAUCGAAGAGAUUUUCUUCCCAAACCAUAUUUUAAUUCUACAUCUCGUAUGAAUCAUACAGAAGUUGGAACCUCAAUCUUAGUGACUUGUUUUAUAGACUUGGUUGCUAGUGAUCUUUACUUUACUAUAAUAACACCGAGAGGUAUCUAUAGAAAACUUAAACAAACAAGAUAUACUAAGAAAGGUAUAGACUGCCUAUAUGUUGAAAAAGUUUUAGAAAAAACUACGCUACAAGACAGUGGCACCUAUGUGUGUGAGGUCUCCGAUCAACAAGACCAUAUUAGUUCAACAAAAACAUCCAUAACGCUCCGGGAUCCAAAUAAAUGCACUUUGGAAAUGGACUUAGUAGCAAUAAAAAAUCAACUAAUAGUGGACUCUGGAGACAGUAUGAGAUGGAAAUUUAAAAUUUACUCCCAUCCCGUUGCAACAUUAAUAUGGUUCUUUAAUGGUGCAAAAAUGAUAAAUAAUACGAUUAUUCAGUUUGGCUUUAAUGAAGAAGAAUCAGCAGCUUAUUUAUAUAUAGCAAAUGCACAACUCGAAAAUAUGGGAAACUAUACAGUAGAAGCUAUAUCGAGUCGUUGGACUAAGAACGUAGAAGAUUGUAUCAAAAGAAGAACUACCAGCUUGUUCUUAACUAUAAAAGAAAAGCCAACCAUCUGUAUAACUUCUUCUACUCAAGAAGACUGCAAAAGUGAAGUGAGUUCAAACAUCUACAUGUUAAACGAAAAUGUCACUAUGACUUGUACGGCUAGGGGCUAUCCAAUACCUAAUAUUACAUGGAUAGAAGAAAUAAACUCUAAAACAAGAAAGAUACGAGGGCAUUACUUUACCGUUAAACGGUACCUUGCCGAAUCUUAUGUAAAUAUAGAUACCUCCCAUGGUGGUAAAAUUUACUGCCUUGCCCAAAAUAGUGAAGGUUCUUCUGAAUUAUCAUUUGAAUAUCAUAUAUCAGAUGUGAUGAACGGCUUUGAUAUUACUCAAAUUACAAAUGCUACCUAUGUAAGUAAGGUUAAUAAAACUACAAAAGUAUUGGCUGCUGAACAGGAAACAUUUUCAUUUAUGUGUUCAGUAUCUCCUAAAAGAUCUAACGAUAUUCAACUUUUUUUCAAUGAUACAACUUUAAAUAAAGAGCUUGUAACUGAGGAAGUUGACACAUUAUCUAAGAAAAAGAUGGUAAUUAUAAAAAAGGCGAAAAAAUCAGACACGGGUCUCUACAGUUGCAGGAUUAAAACCUUAAAUAAUAACUAUGAGUACAUAAACUUUACUUUGGAAGUUGCAGCACGCCAGAAGCCAAAGUGGACAAGCACAAAUAUAAAAGAAGAUAUUUUAAUAGAUUUGGUUCAAAGUACUAAGUUGUACUGCUUUGCAGUCGGCUUACCGAAGCCUAUUGUAACUUGGUAUAAGGAUGGUCACAUAAUCAGCCCAUCGGAUCGUAUAUUAUUUGAAAAUAAUAGUAUGGCUCUACAUUUUAAAAAUACUACAUUACAGGAUGAAGGAUAUUAUGAAUGCAAAAUAUCUAACUCGGUGGGUCAUAUUUCUGCAUCAGGGAAUUUAUUAUUUAAAGUGAAACCUAUAUCUUUGACAGCAUACUAUUAUGCGAUUGGUACCUUCUUCACUCUCUUCAUAGUUGCUCUUAUUUACAUAAUUAUAAGAAUCAAGAAGGAAAGGGAGCUUCAAAGAAAAUUAAAGCAAUACGGUCUGGAAAAUUUUCAAAAUGGUAAUCCGGAACAUCUUAACCCGGAAUUGGGACUUGACGAUCAAGCACAUUUGUUGCCGUAUAAAAAAGAUUUUGAAUUUCCGAAGGAGCGGUUAAAAUUUGGCAAAGUUUUGGGCUCUGGUGCUUUUGGAAUAGUAUAUCGAGCUGAAGCAAAAGGAAUUAUUCCAGGAGAGCCUACCACAACUGUUGCUGUAAAAAUGGUUCAGCCAUCCGUUGAAGAUCCUGUUUAUCUCAAAGCUCUCGUAUCGGAACUUAAAAUUUUGGUUCAUAUAGGAAAACAUCUUAAUGUGGUUAAUUUACUGGGAGCCUGCACCAAAGAUGUAGUUAAAAAGGAACUGUUUGUCAUAGUAGAGUUUUGCCGUUUUGGUAAUUUACAAAACUUUCUUUACAAACAUCGAGCUUCAUUUAUAAAUCAGUUGGACGGAAACAGUGGUACAAUUAAUUAUAGCAUCGGAAUGGAUUUCUUGGAUAAAUCUUAUAUGGUAACAAGUGAUAACUGUUUGACACCUCCAGCAAAUUUGCAGCAGCAUACACUACAAUGUUCUUCGGCCACGGUAGAAAAUUCUGCAGGCCGGUAUAAAUCAAUAAUGAGCAACAACAGUAUCCAACCAGAUUGGCGUCUAUGCUAUAAAGGUGAUUAUAAAGGUGAAGUUAAGCCAAUUUGCACAAAGGAUCUCAUAACCUGGUCCUUUGAAAUUGCCAGAGGAAUGGAAUACUUAGCAUCCCGAAAAGUUUUACACGGUGAUUUGGCUGCUAGGAAUAUUCUUUUGGCUGAGAAUAAUGUGGUUAAAAUUUGCGAUUUUGGUCUUGCCAAAACACUGUAUAAGGAUACUAACUACCAAAAGAAAGCUAACGAAAAAUUACCUGUUAAGUGGAUGGCCAUUGAAUCAAUAAGUGAUCGCAUAUUCUCUACACAAUCUGAUGUAUGGUCAUAUGGUGUAGUUUUAUGGGAACUAUUUUCGUUAGCAAGAACUCCAUUUCCAGGAAUAUCAGAUAUUGAUAUCUUAUAUAAUAAAUUAAUUGAUGGGUAUCGAAUGGAUGCUCCUGCCUUCGCGCCCAAGGAGAUGUAUGAUUUGAUGUUAAAAUGUUGGAAUGCUUCAGCUACGGACCGACCGACAUUUGCCGAUUUGGCGCAAUCUAUUGGUACUCUUUUAGAAGAUAGUGUUAGAAAACAUUAUAUAGAUCUUAACGACCCGUACCUAAAAAUGAAUACAGACAAAUUGGAUGAAGACUAUUUGGCGAUGCUAAAUCCUCCGUCAUUUAAAAUGUUAUCUUCGCCAGCUAGCUACUAUACGAAUUCAGAUGUUUUAUCGUCUAGGACGAUUUGCGAGUCUGAAGGAUAUCUUAGCAUGAGUCCAAAUGACAUAUUUAGUCCUCGGCAUCAUGGUGUUUUCAGAUUUGAAUUUGAGAACCAAAAAUCGGAUGUAUGUGACACAGAUGAAGCCAACCACCCACGCAUCUCUUAUCCAUCAGAAGAUUCAGAAUCAGAAAUAGGAGCAGAUGGAUAUCUUACCCCAAUAACGCAAUUAAAUGCAGUAUCUAAUGCGACUUACUUAACCUUACUUGAAAGACACAACAAAUUGGCUAAUUUAACCAAAAUGAAAAGUAAAAGCCAUGAAAUAAUAUUAGAUAGUCCAGAUAAUUAUCUUUCCAUGUCUCAUUAUAAAAAUUUAGUUAAUAUGAAAAAUAUAGAUAAUCAGUUAUGUAUGAAUGUAUCAGAUAGGUAUGAACCUGUAAACUAUGUUAAUAUGUCUUAACAUAUUAAAUUUUUUUAUCUAUAUCUAAAAUAUAUUCCAGUCACGUCACUUAACUUUUCAAGUUUGUAGCCGAAUAAUUAUUAUUAAGAAAAUAUAUUUUUAAAUAGGAAAUACGUACUGUUAAUAUUCUCUAAAAAUACGAAAAAACUAUUAGGCACAAUUAAGAUUAUAAGAUUUAAGAAUUAUAAU